Messenger RNA from Neospora caninum, 933 nucleotides. RefSeq names its product putative tRNA(guanine-N(7)-)-methyltransferase. Lineage: Eukaryota; Apicomplexa; Conoidasida; Eucoccidiorida; Sarcocystidae. The transcript is spliced from 11 exons. Gene Ontology annotation, molecular function: tRNA (guanine(46)-N7)-methyltransferase activity. The record is from RefSeq and is a predicted model, not a curated record. Gene Ontology annotation, biological process: tRNA methylation; RNA (guanine-N7)-methylation. Gene Ontology annotation, cellular component: tRNA methyltransferase complex. Bases 1 to 933 code for a protein of 310 amino acids.
AUGGAGACUUCAGUCGAGGAUCCACAUCCUCAAAACACCCCAGACUCUCCUUCCCCUUCUUCUGCGACUUCUUCUACGCAAGAUGGGAUGGUCACUGCCGUGGGGCAAGAGAGCGGCGGAGUCGUGAAACCCAAGAAGGCGGCUUACCGACAGAGAGCACACUGUAACCCGCUAGCGGACUCCUACAUCGUCUAUCCCAGAAGCCCAGACUUCGUCGAUUGGUCUUUCCACUUCCCUGCAUUCUUUCCGAGCGAGGCUGACGCAUGCGCCUCCCGAGACCUUACCCUCAACACGGAACAGUACCCCGUUUCGUAUCCCUCUCGCCAGCCGCCACAUUUGAAUGGAACAGUUGGACCGCGUGUGGAGUUCCUCGACGUCGGCUGCGGCUUCGGUGGUUUGCUCGUGUCUCUUGCUCCCAAGUUCCCGCGUACUCUGAUGAUGGGUAUGGAGAUUCGCGAGAAGGUGACGAAUUAUGUCGGGGAGCGAAUUGCGGCUCUCCGAAAAGAGCAUGCAGCGACGGGACAGUUCGCCAAUGUGUCGAUCAUCCGGACGAACGUGAUGAAAUUUCUCGUCAACUACUUCCGCAAAGGCCAGCUCACAAAGAUGUUCUUCUGCUUCCCCGAUCCCCACUUCAAACGGAGCAACUGGCGUCGACGUAUCAUCAACGCCCCCGUUCUCUCUCUGUACGCCUACGUCCUUCGUCCAGGCGGACUUCUUUACACGGUCACAGACGUGGAGGAUUUGCAUCGCUGGAUGCGGAAGUCAUGCUUGCUGCACCCUCUCUUUGAGGAAGUUCCCCUGACAGAUCUGGAAGACGACCCAUGCCUCGCAGCCAUUGAAAGCGAUACAGAGGAAGGCAUGAAGGUCAAACGCAUGGGACAGCCGUGUUACACGUGCGUUUUUCGGCGGAUCGGCGAGCUUCCUGUCGCCUAA